Cavia porcellus (domestic guinea pig) is the source of this 3528-nucleotide messenger RNA. RefSeq names its product MANSC domain containing 4 (gene Mansc4). The record is from RefSeq and is a predicted model, not a curated record. Gene Ontology annotation, molecular function: serine-type endopeptidase inhibitor activity. Gene Ontology annotation, cellular component: plasma membrane. NCBI's taxonomy places the organism in Eukaryota, Metazoa, Chordata, Mammalia, Rodentia, Caviidae. The transcript has 3 exons. Gene Ontology annotation, biological process: extracellular matrix organization; epithelium development; epidermis development.
ACUCUCCCGAAACAGUGUCUCAUUCCCAGUGACAUGGACUCUCCCUUUAUCUACUGUUCCAGAAGCUCAGGACUCCUGGCUCGGGUUUCCACUUGUCUUCAGGAUCCCUCGGGGAAAGGUGUCCACCACGCUUCGCUUCAGCCUCGGAGAGAGAAGGCAAGCGCAGGAGAGGCCGGGCGGGAGAAACCGAAGGACAGCAGCAGUCAGCGCCGGAGCGGUCCCCAGAGCAGCCGCACGCGGGUCUGAGGCCGCCCGCAGCCCGCCCCAGCCCCAGCCCCGGCCCGCUCUCCUCCCUCCCUCGGCCGGCGCGAUGCGGGCGGCGGCCCCACUCCUGCUGCUGCUCCUCGGGGCGGCCCGGGCGGCUGCCUCGCUCUGCGCGCCCACCGUCUUCUACAGGAGCUGCUGGAUCCGACGCUUCCCAGGCCUCCUUGUGGACCUGGAGGAGUCUCAGAAACUGGGAGCCCAGUUCUUAAAAUACUACUCUGAGAGCACCGGCCAGAAGUGCAGCCGGAGCUGCUGCCUCCGGAAGGACGUGUCCUGUAACUUGGCUGUCUUCUUCCACGACCCUAUUCAUGACAAUGUCAACUGCCUCCAUGUCCACUGCCCAACAUUAGAGAGCUGCAUACUGGAGCCUGGGAACAGUGCCAUUCUGUACAACAUCACAGAUGGUAUAGAUCCGGAUUUGCUGGUUUUUGGACAUUCAUCUCCUACACAACUGAAUACCCAUUCUGCAUUGGAUAGGUGGGACAGACUAAGGAUUCUAAAAAGUAUGAAUUUAUAUGAUCUACAACAAGCUACCAAAAUAAACCACAUGCUGCCCUCAAUAGAGGCUUCAUCAUCAACUACACCUCAAGAUUUGAUUGUAAACAGAAAUAAUACCAGUUCUCUCAAGGAAUUAACCACAGAUUUGGGGGCAAGGUUCAUAUCCCUGAAUAACUCCAUUAUCAAGAAGGCGAAUAUGGUAUCACCAAGUGCUGACUUCAACAAUCCAUUUAACAAGACUAUACCUUCUUUCUUUGUGCCCAUAGAUACAAAAUCUCCUCACAUGCAGGUUCCCCUCCAACUUAACAGUAGCAAACAAUCAUUGAACAAAACCAAGGAAUAAAACAUCAGAAACCACACAUGUGAGAAUGAGUCACCUGUGACUUCCAAGACCUGGCUGGCUUCUGUGGCCUUAUGUACCUGUUGUCUUUCUUUGUUGUUUAUUCUUUGCUGUCCAAAGAAAUAAGGUCAGUAUAAAUUAGGACAGAGAAAACCAGGACCCAGGCAGAGUAAAAAAAAAAGUACUGUGAAGAAGAACUCUUAAAACUUACAGUGCGAUUGUAAGUUUUCAAGGGUUUCAUUUUCAGUUUUCUGUAAGACAAGGCAGUUUGGUUUAAAAAUAUACAGGAUACCUGUUCCUACCAAUCUUACAAAUGCCAAUGCUUAACCAUUUUCUGGGAUUAGCAUUAACCUUUGCCAAGGUUCCAAAAUUCAGAGCCUGUCACUGUUACUGAGCACCCUGUGUGUUACAGUUGAGCUGCACUAACUAAUUGUAACCUUAGAGCUCUGUGGGUUAGAUGUAUUAUACACUAAGUUAGGUAGAAAUAUUACAGGAAGCAGAGAGGGCUUUGCUCAAAGGAGUCAAGGCAGAAGGUAACACAUAACAAUUGUGAGUGGAAGUGUAUUUGUUGAAGGCCAGGUCUCAAAACAAAGAUGGAAUGACUCUACCUACACACUUCCCUCAGGGAUAAAGAGUAAUGGAUAUUCAGUCACCAGAGUGGGGGACCAAGACUUCUUUCACCCAUCUCUCCAGGCAAGGUCCUUGUUCUUUCCCUAUACACUUAGUAUGUGACUUGCGUUCCCACCGAAUUAGUAUUACCUCAGGGACUACAUUGGUAAUCUUACUGGUUGCUCAUAGUUUUGUUCCACCUCGUACUCACUUUACGAUUUUGCAUCUACCUUGUGAUUUUGCUCUCUAAAACUUCCUUUGAAAAGUGGGCAUGGGGGGAAUCCAUUUUUUAGGUCCCCUUCUGUCUCUCUUAGGCAGGAACUGUCUUUCUCUCCAUAAAAAUUUCCCACUCUUAACUUCCUUUGUUCCUCAGAAUUCAUUCUUUAGUUUGGGGGAACGUGAACUCAGUGUACCAGACAUCAAGCAGGUUGGGAGAUGUACUAUUUCCCUUUUCUCAUUUGGAGAUCCUGUAUCAUGCCUGUUAACAGGAAUUACUAUUUCAUGGUAUCAAACUAUUACACUCUUAGUCCUGCCUUUUACAGAUGAGGACAGUGAGAUGAAGAGCAAGUAAACAUCUUUGCUAAGGUUACACAGGCAGUAGUGAGGUUAGAACCUGAAUGCAGAUGAUCUAGUUCAAAAGCCCAUGUUCAAAAUUACUGUUAGACUAUGAGCUUCUGCUUUUCCAACUAACAUGAAAAAAAGAUGCCGGAAGACAAUGUUAUAACACCAUUAGGUGUGUCUUCCAGUCAAGGUCAAAUUAUUGUCAUAUGGAGUAAUAAAAUCUUUUUUGAAAAAAAAGCACUAUUAUAACUACUAAAUCCCUAAACAGAUGCUUUUUAUGUUUAAUUGGUUAAUUUUCCUAGUCCCAUUCUUCUUAUUUUCUAAAGCAGAGGGGUAUUUCAAUUAAUCAUGUACUAAGCUCUUUGAAGUUUCUGUUGAAUAAAAUUUGGGAGAUUUUAUUUCUUUCACUUGCGCAUAGCAUUUUCUCACAUAUAAAAACUGUCUCCAAGUAUUUCAGCUCUGUCCUGAUCUUACACCAGAUUUUAUCCUCUAAAUCUGAUGCUUAAGCCUCUUAAAUACAGAAUACUAUGUUUCAAGGCUGUAAUGAUCUCUAAUUUUAGGCCCUUUACUUCAUUUCUGAAAGACAAAAGUAAGCAUAAAGAAUACACUAAUGACAGUGCUAUUACAAGAUUAAUAAAAUACUCUGGUUUUCUCAGAUGUUAAAAUGAACUGUCCAGUGGCUAAAAAGAUAUUUCUUUCUCCAGCUAUUGAUACUGGAUAGAAAAAAGGUUAGUUAUUUUUUAGUAUAAAAUAUAUAUACAAAAUAAUUUUUAGUGGAAUAUCAACCACAAACAAAAGUCUGAUGUAAAAAUUUUAUCAAUUUACCUUAACCUGCUGAUUGUUCACAAUAUUAGGUAUCAUGAAUUUUAUUAACUUCUUUCCUAAUGCAUUAGGGGAAACUCUUCUACUGGUAUGUGGAGGAUAUCAACUUUUAAAUUAUCAUAAAAUCGUUAUUAUUUUUUACAGGACAGACUUUCCUUGUUUCCUUGACCAAGUUCCAUUCCUGAGGCAAGGCUGUUAAAUGAAUGAGUCGCUAGUUGAGGAAUUAUAGAUAUUAAGUACAUUACAGUAUUUAGAAAAAGGAAAUGGUCAAAGGAAACUCCAAUUUGAUGACCUUGCUUUUAUUUGCGUAACUCUUCCAUGCAGUACUUUAGUGUAUAACAGAGCAUUAAACUACAGCAAAAAUUACAGAAUUGUAUAAACAAGGUAUACUGUACCAAGAAAAGAAACUACAAAAAUAAAGACAUUCAAGCUAA